This is a messenger RNA of Anas platyrhynchos (mallard), 3936 nucleotides long. It is a transcript of the gene MAPK12, whose product is annotated as mitogen-activated protein kinase 12. Gene Ontology annotation, biological process: protein phosphorylation; MAPK cascade. Gene Ontology annotation, molecular function: MAP kinase activity; ATP binding. The record is from RefSeq and is a predicted model, not a curated record. NCBI's taxonomy places the organism in Eukaryota, Metazoa, Chordata, Aves, Anseriformes, Anatidae.
CCAAGCCCGGCCCCUCGCCUCGCCUCGCCUCGGCUCGCCUCAGCCCGGCGCUCGCCUCCCGCGCUCCCCCGGGCUCUUUGUUGGAGGGUGCCGGCAGGGGGCCGCGGCACCAUGUCCUCCCCCAAGAACGGCUUCUACCGCCAGGAGGUCACCAAAACCCUCUGGGAAGUGCGGGACCGCUACCGGGACCUGCAGCCCGUGGGCUCCGGCGCCUACGGAGCCGUCUGCUCGGCUGUCGAUGGCAGGACCGGUACCAAAGUGGCCAUAAAGAAGCUGUACCGCCCGUUUCAGUCGGAGCUCUUCGCCAAGAGAGCCUACCGCGAGCUGCGCCUCCUCAAGCACAUGAAGCACGAAAACGUCAUUGGAAUACUGGAUGUGUUCACACCAGAUGUAACGCUGGAGAAAUUUAAUGACUUCUACCUUGUCAUGCCAUUUAUGGGAACAGACUUAAGUAAGAUAAUGAAGCAUGAGAAACUAACUGAAGACCGAAUCCAGUUCCUUGUGUAUCAGAUGUUAAAAGGCUUAAAGUAUAUUCACUCCUCAGGCAUAAUUCACAGGGAUCUAAAGCCCGGAAACCUGGCAGUAAAUGAAGACUGUGAAUUGAAGAUUCUGGAUUUUGGAUUGGCCAGGCAUACAGACAGUGAGAUGACAGGUUACGUGGUCACAAGGUGGUACAGAGCCCCGGAGGUCAUACUUAACUGGAUGCAUUACACGCAAACAGUUGACAUCUGGUCUGUGGGCUGUAUAAUGGCUGAAAUGAUAACAGGGAGGCCUCUGUUCAAGGGAAACGAUCAUCUGGACCAACUCACAGAAAUAAUGAAAAUAAUGGGUACACCAACUCAAGAUUUUGUGCAAAAACUGCAAAGUCAAGAUGCAAAAAACUAUAUCAAAAGCCUCCCAAAAGUCCAGAAAAAAGAUUUUGCAUCCGUCUUGAAGUAUGCGAAUCCUUUGGCUGUAAGCCUUUUGGAGAAGAUGCUGGUGCUGGAUGCAGAGAAGCGAGUCACUGCAGCUGAGGCUUUGAUGCAUCCUUACUUUGAACCAGUUCACGAUCCUGAGGAAGAAAUUGAAGCUGAGAAGUACGAUGACACAUUCGAUAACAUGGAUCUACCGCUGGAUGAGUGGAAGCGUAUUACCUAUAAAGAGAUACUGAACUUCAAACCACCACUAACAUCAGAGUCAAAGGAGACAGCAGUGUAAUUGUAUGACCUGGUCUUUUCAGAACUCAGAAGACAGCAGGAAAGUUGUAAAUGUUUGUGAUAUUUCAGGUGUAUAAAACUUUUAUAAAUAAACUGGAUGUAACCUGUUUCAUCUCCACUGUAAGAAAGAGCAGUGUCUUUUCCUCUGCAUGUGGAAGUGGUGCCUCUGGGAUUAGCAUCUCUGAACUGUCCAGAAGAUUAUUUCUGCCCACAGCUUCUCCCUUCUGCAUGAAAGGAUUCAGACUGUGAUAAUCCUCUGCCAUCCUUGAAAGAGCAGGUAGGGCCAAUUCUUCAAAUCAGACGUGAGUACAAGUCAGCACUGUCAGCAAGCGGAGACACAGAGGAUCUCGGUGAUGUGCAGCGUCUGCUCUCCAGGGCUGUUGAACCAUCCCAAAUGUAAAAGGUAUCAGUGUGACUUCCUCUGGAAUAUUUCACCUUGAUGAGCUGCCUGUGGAGGCUAAUCAGCUUCUGUUUCCUCAGCUAGUGUGGCGAGUAGUGGAGACACAGCCUGAGUGGAGGCCUAUUUCCUUUGUCUUGUCUGACAACCAGGCCUGACAGAUUUAUGCAAGAGGCAAGAAGCAGACAAGUGUCAGUGUCCUAUUUUUUUUAAAGUAACUGGUGUGGUAGGACAAGAUUUCCCAAGUUCACUAGGUGAGCAGCCACUUGGUAAGCAAUCAUUUUCAAGAGUUACAGUGUUUUUAUCUCAAUACGGUGCAGUCUCUUUGUAUAACAGACUGGGGAUCAAGGAUUUCCAGGGAGAAACUCUUUUAAGACAUUCUGAAAUGUUGUAAGCUCUCUAGCAUCUUAGUGUAGAAACAAUCAUUGAAAAAGUGCAUCUUCUCAGAGGACAUGCUGGUUAGCUAAUCAGCAGUGCUGAUCCUGGAAAUACAGCAGCACGCAGGUGGCAUUGUAGAAAAUAAAACGAGGAUAAAAAUAUGACACUGCAGCUAUUCAUGCAGCAAGCUGUCUUGUUCUUGGUGUGUGGAGGUGUUGCCAGGUGCAGAACAACAACCGUUCUUUUUUUCAGCCUUCUGAAGUCAUCUUACCUGGGGGGGAGCCCUCAAACCUUCUGCUGGGAGGUACCUUACAAGAAGGAAUCAGAUUCCUGAUGACCUACAGGGGGAUGCCAGAUGCUUCAUGAGCUCCUGUUACUGUCUGGCUUCAUUUAUUGUAUUUUCCUAGGUGCUUAGUUCAUAAUAAUCUCUCAGACGUGGGAAAAAUAAAUUAGCAAACCUUUGGUGCAGAAUUUCUUUGUGAGGUCACUUCUCUUUGUUAAAGGUAAUCUCUUUCAAAUCGACUGCUUGGACAUGGAUUAUUCCCAAUGCCAUCUGCUGUUUGUGGUGUGUUGCUGCUAAAUGAAACGGUUGUGAAGGAAGACAAUUUAUAAUGUGGGUAAUAACUGAAAAAGAACUAACAAAUUACUUGUGGUUUGGGUGGGUGGUUUGUUUGUUGCUUUUUUUAAUAACUAAUUUAAACCAGACAUUUAAUCAAGGCAUCGUUGCUCUGUUUCUUUCCAUGAAUGUUUAACUUAAACACCUGUAAAUAGUGAUGUUUGUUUAAAAAUUAUUCACAAUAAGCAUUGAUUAAUGGAGACAGGCACCUAGAGAGACUAAGUGGUAACAGAAACCUUGAAUUAUUGAUGUACUUGACAAGUUAUUAAAAACUGUAGGUUCAGGAAUGCAUGAUAAAAAGCAGUGAAUGCAAUUUGGAACAAAACAUUUUUCCAACCUGGAGGUCACUGAGGAAGGCACAGUUGGGUCACCCCCAUUUUGCACUAUUGACUUUCUGCUUGGGCUACACUUUCGUGUUAAAUAGGAGCUUUUUCACUUACUAAGCGUUUUUUAAGAUCGUGCAUCAUCAUGGUCCUCUUAAAAGUCAUGGAAGAAAAGUGGCUGUUGAAAUGAGUGGGUUUUGAUAGAGCCAGUCAAGGGCUGGAAAGAAUGUCAAAACUUCUUUGAAAAUGCCCCCUUCAUAAUUUACAUGGAAUUGCAGCAUCCUAACUUGUAGCAAAAGUCUAAAGUCUUGAGGUAAUGCACAUGGCUCAAAUGUUAAUCAGACUUUAAGAGCUUUUUUUCUCCAUUGCAAACCUAGUUUGCUUUUUCUUCAUAAAUUCUUCAGUGGGCAUUUUACACCAUACACACACCCUAGCUCUGGUGAAAUCAAGCCCUAAAAACCUCCAGUGGCUAUGGGGAACUUUGCCUCUUUUAAUCUGGACUUCUUUUAGUCUACUACUGCAGAAGCAGCUAGCCCACAUGAGAAAGAGAUGAGAAGAUAAUGUGAGGUUUCUGUCUCUGUCUGGGGAAUACAGAACUCCUGAAAUAACUGCGGAGAAGACCUUGGUGGAUGUGCCAGAAAAGACAGACGUACUGCUGUGCUGUCUAGUCAGUAAACAGUUUGUAAGGACAACUAACAAACACGGGAAGUUUGGUACAUCUUGGCGUGAUGGUGCUGUGAGGAGACCAGAAUCUGAAGAGACUGCUCAAAAUAGCAGUAGAGAUUAUUAGUAAAAUAGCUCAUCACGAGAAAUGUGAGCUGAAGGCAGAACCAUUUUGCAUGGGAGGCAGCUGCUGCUUCAAGGGGAGAGACAACAUUUCCUAGCGUUUUAUUUGCUGUUUCUACUGGUGCUAAGCAACUCAGGAAUAAGAGCCCAAUUUCUGUUUGCCUUAAGGAGAACUGUAAAUAUGUUCUGCAUGCACUUGAAAUGUAUUGUCAAAAAUAAAGGUUGGGGUUUUGUUUCUUA